Molecule: messenger RNA, 840 nt
Organism: Verticillium dahliae VdLs.17
Lineage: Eukaryota; Fungi; Ascomycota; Sordariomycetes; Glomerellales; Plectosphaerellaceae
Exons: 3
Coding region: 1-345 (114 amino acids)
Source: RefSeq, a predicted model, not a curated record
AUGGCUCCCCCAGACAAAGGAAAGUAUAAAUACACCACUGGCAGCAACGCCGAAUCCUCGUCAUCAUCAACGCCUGUGGUCCUCGCUCUCAUCCACAACUAUCAUCAACUCUCCAUCCAACACAGACGUCGCCUACAGCACCAGCAACCAGCCUUUAAGGAGAUGGCCCACGUCGCACAAGGUCAACCCGUCAAGAUGUUUACCGCGUGCCAGCAGAAGGCCAACAACGCAUCGCACCCUCAAUAUCUUCCUGGUAUUCGGUGCCCUACCUGCCGCGAAUCUGGCAAAGAGGUGUGGGUACUACCCGGCAAAGAAUGCGGCUACUGCGGCACCCCCUGCGGGUAGGGAAGAGUGACCGGAAUUCUGGACGCCAGUUAAGUAGGAGCCACUCACCGCCCCGAGGCACAGGAGCUUGUCGCUGAUCUUAUAUAGUGCACGACCGGCAUCCAUGGCAAACGGUCGAUCGGGGUGGAUGGCCGACACAAGCGGAUAAUUCGUCAUGGAGGAGGACAACAACCGGGGUAUCGCAAUUCAGCAAGGGGCGCACUGGGUGAUUCACAAGAUAACACGGUCAAGAUGGGGAGAGAGCAAGUUGGGGCGGUUGGGCUGAACACCGUUUUGGGUCAGCGACACCUGGCUGGUCGACUGUGCCGUGUUGUUUGGCAACGAACUGGGUAUUGUAUCUUAAUGACGGGCGAGCCAAGUUUUAUUUGGUCAUCGUAUGUGUGAUGGCACAAGCGCCACGGAACGAACUCGAAGGCGGCUUGCAGGGUACGACUUGUAAUUCUAACGAAUGACGAGCAAGAAUUUCCUAAUUUCUUUUCUUCUGCACGCUGUGCC